Molecule: messenger RNA, 6584 nt
Organism: Thunnus maccoyii (southern bluefin tuna)
Lineage: Eukaryota; Metazoa; Chordata; Actinopteri; Scombriformes; Scombridae
Gene: ubr1
Product: ubiquitin protein ligase E3 component n-recognin 1
Exons: 47
Coding region: 59-5278 (1739 amino acids)
Biological process (GO): ubiquitin-dependent protein catabolic process via the N-end rule pathway; protein ubiquitination
Cellular component (GO): cytoplasm; ubiquitin ligase complex
Molecular function (GO): zinc ion binding; ubiquitin protein ligase activity
Source: RefSeq, a predicted model, not a curated record
UUCUAUUACAGGGGGAACAGUCUCCUAGCGACACCUCCUCCUUUACGGCAAAUGGAAUAUGGCGGAGGGUGAGAAAUCCCUCAGCGGACUGGAGCUCAGCAAGGAAUGGCAGGAGGCCACAGACAGCAGGGCGGACCUGCUCCGCUACCUGAAGGAGCAGGUGCCUCAGAUCUUCUGCCUGAAGAAGGAGUCCAGCCCUCUGGAGGAAGAGGAGCUCAUGCAGAGCCGACUCCUCCACCCUCUGGAGUGCUUCCUGUUUGGAGAGGAUCCUCAGGAGGGUUUGGAGAAGCUCAAGCAGGGCAGCACCUCCUCCCAGCUCUGUGGACGUGUCUUCAAAGAGGGAGAGACUGUCUACUCCUGCAGGGAUUGUGCGAUAGAUCCCACUUGUGUCCUGUGCAUGGACUGCUUCCAGGAUAGUGUGCACAAAAGCCAUCGUUACAAGAUGCACGCGUCAUCAGGCGGGGGGUUCUGUGAUUGUGGGGACAUAGAAGCCUGGAAGAUUGGCCCCUGCUGCUCCAAACACGACCCAGGGGCAGCCACUGCCAUGGUAACGGAUGAGUGUGUGUUGGAGCCUGAGUUAUACGAGCGUGCUGAGAAGCUAUUCCGGGUAUUACUGUGCUACGUCACAGAUUUCCUGGUGUGGGAGGAGAACUUUGAGCUAUCAGCUGAACUCCAGCCGCGGACAAAAGACAAUGCAUACUACUGUGUGCUGUACAAUGAUGAGCACCACUCAUACGACCAUGUGAUCUACACCCUGCAGCGCUCUGUUUACUGCGAUCAGGCUGAGGCACAGACACACACAUCACUCAUUGACAAGGAGGGUCGGCGGGCAGUAAAGAGAGGAACCUUUCGAUCAUGCCAGCAAGCAAAAGACCUCAUCAAGUCCAACUCCGAGCACAUUUCCCUGCAGCCACUACGUGUAGAGAUCCUUCAUGCAACAGUGAUGGCUCAUCAGACGUUUGCUCUGCGCCUCGGCUCCUGGUUCCAAAAGAUCAUCAGUUACUCAGUGGGCUUCAGACAGGCCUUCUCACAGGUGGCACUGGAGCCCAACGAAGACAACCCUUGCCUCAUCAGCAGACUCAUGCUUCACGAUGCCAGGAUGUACAAAGGAGCUCGCAAGAUAGUACAUGAACUGAUUUUCUGUAGUAUGCUUAUGGAGACAGAAUUCAAGAGGCUUUUUGCAAUCGAGUUUACAAAGCACUAUAAGCAGCUGCAAAAGGACUUCAUCCUUGAUGACCAUGACAAGAGUAUAUCCAUCACUGCACUGUCUGUUCAGAUCUUCACUGUACCCACACUGGCCAGACAGCUGAUUGAAGAAGGAAAUGUCAUCAAAGUGAUUGUUGAUACAGUCACAGCAUUGCUGCAUGAACAUCUGGAUGAUAACAAUCGCUUCUUCUUCCUGGGCUACAACUCUGACAAGUUCUCUCGCAUCCAGGUCAUUUUCCACGACCUCAGGUAUAUUCUGAUCAGUAAACCCCCAAUGUGGACUGAAGAGCUGCGGAGAGAGUUCCUAGAGGGGUUCAAAAUCUUUCUCGGGCUUCUCAAAUGCAUGCAGGGCAUGGAGGAAGUGAAGCGCCAGUUUGGUCAACACAUUGCAGUAGAGCCAGAAUGGGAAGCUGGCUUUUCUCUCCAGAUCCAGCUCCGCCACAUUCUUGCUAUGUUCCAGGACUGGUGCGCAUCUGAUGAAGAGGUCUUGCUGCUUGCAUUUAAAGAGUGCCACAAAGUCCUGAUGCAGUGCAAUAACCAGCCCUUCCACCGGGAGCCUACUGACUACUACAUGUGCAAGCACAUCCUUAAUGUUCGUCCGUACAAAGUGUCUCAGGAGCCUGUCAGCAUACACCUGCCCAUUUCCAGGCUACUGGCUGGCUUGUAUGUACUUCUCUGCAGAACAGGGACAAUUGAACGUCUGCAUGAUCCUGAGAGCUAUGACUUCACCCAGCUGGCGGAGCAUCCUCUGCGCUGUGUGGUGCUGGCUGCACAGGUCUCAGCUGAAAUGUGGCGGAGAAACGGGCUCUCAUUGGUCAGCCAGGUCUAUUACUAUCAGGAUGUGAAAUGCAGGGACGAGAUGUACGAUAAAGAUGUUCUCAUGCUUCAGAUAGCUGCUUCCAAAAUGGAUGCCAACCACUUCCUCAUGCUGAUCUUGUUGAGAUUCGAGCUCUUUGAUUAUUUUAAUGGAAGUUGUUCAAGCAAAGACCAAGAUGAGUUGAUACAGUGGAAUCGACUGACAGAAGAGAUGCUGUACCUCCUGAUCGUCAUCGUUGGUGAGCGCUAUGUCCCAGGGAUCAGUCAGGUGACGAAAGAGGAUGUGACAAUGAGAGAGGUCGUCCACCUGCUGUGCAUUGAGCCCAUGGCUCACAGUAGCCUGGUCAAAGGCCUGCCAGAGAAUGAGAGCCGUGAAACUGGCCUGGAGAGUGUAAUUACCAAAGUUGCCACCUUCAAAAAACCAGGAGUGUCAGGACAUGGAUUAUAUGAAGUGAAAAAAGAGCGUCUGGUAGAAUUCAACCCUUUCUACUACCAUUAUUCAAGAUCCCAGCAUAGCAAGGCAGAAGAGUCUCAAAAGAAGAGGAGAGUUCAGGAGGGCAAUGAUAAAGCUCUGCGUCCUCCAGUGCCCCCAGCCUUCUGCCCAGCUUUCUCCAGCAUCGUGCGUCUUCUCUGCUGCGACAUUAUUGUCCACAUCCUCAGACGCGUCCUGCAGAGAGCUGCAGAGGACCGAGCCACUCAUUGGACAGAAGCAAUGAUCCAGAGGGCCUUGCACCUGAUCGGUCAGGCAUUGCUUGAAGAGAAAACACAGCUUGAGGACAGCACUGUGGAGGAUGUGACCUUUGAUUUCAGUGUUAAGGCCCGAGGAAUUGGUUCAGAGCACAGCAAGUCAGUGUUCCUCUUGUUGUCCAAGAUUAAGGCUCUUCCUUCCCUUGAAGCCCAAAAAGACAUGGUCAAAUGGGUUCUACAGAUGUUUGAGAUUGUCAAGUGCCUCAGAGAGAAGUCCAGUCCAACAGCCUCUGUGAGCAUGGAGACAACCAAACCAGAGGAGAGUGCUCAGGACAAAGAAAAAGCUGAGCGGAAAAGGAAGGCGGAGGCAGCCAAACUCCACCGGCAGAAAAUCAUGGCCCAGAUGUCAGCGAUGCAGAAAAACUUCAUUGAGUCCAAUAAGAUGCUGUAUGACAACAUGCCAGAGAGCGGGGCGCAGGGAGAGACUGUUACAUCUACUGAGAGCUGUGCCAUGGAGCACAGGGAGCUGUGUGUAGCCAUCGGACCCCACCGAGGCUCCACCCCAGCCGAAAGGGAGGUGCUUACCUGCAUUCUUUGCCAGGAGGAGCAGGAAGUGGCGGUCCAGGCUCCCGCCAUGGUGCUGACUGCGUGUGUCCAGAGAUCCACAGUGCUGACUCAGUGCAGAGGAAAGAUACCAACCAACAGAGCAGAUGGGACGGGGACAUCAUAUCCCCUCUUCAUGCCUCCUGAACUGGCUGUGGGGGCCCACACUGGCAGCUGUGGACACGUCAUGCAUGCCACAUGUUGGCAGAAAUAUUUUGAGGCAGUCCAGAAUACAACCAGAAACCGGCUCCAUGCCGAACUGAUCAUCGACCUGGAGAAUGGGGAGUACUUGUGUCCCCUGUGCAAGUCACUGUGCAAUACUGUUGUCCCUCUCAUCCCUAUGGAACAGCUAACAUUCAACUAUGAAAAUGCAGAGAUAAUUGGCCAGCAUUUGACCAUGCCUCGCUGGAUCCAGAUCAUCUCUGCCAGGAUUAAAGGACUCAAGUCAAUCACUCAGGAUAAUGAUUGCAACACAGAAAGCAGUAGUGGUGAUGGAGACGCAGGGCUGUGUGGAGAGGGCCAGCCAGACUUUAGAUCCAUUCUGAGCUAUGGCGUACAAGAACCGAGAAAGUUCUCAGACAGCGUAGCAGAGAUGCUGGUUGUGUGCGCCACCACGGUCCACAGGGUCGGUCUGCAGACGGCACCCAAUGAGAUGUGCCCACGUGUGCCCCUUAUGGCUUGGAACACAUGUGCCUUCACUAUUCAGGCCAUUGAAAACAUAUUGCAGGAAGAGGGCAAGCCACUCUUUGGGUCCUUACAAAACAGACAGCAUGCAGGUCUGAAGGCGAUUGUUCAGUUUUCAGCAGCCCAGAGAUUUAAGAGCUCCCAGUCUGUCAUCCAAAGGCAUUUCACCGAUAUGUUGGGAGUCUUGCUGCCUGUCCUGAACAGAAAGACCUCCCCCUCUCUUCUGGAGGUUGACUUCUUCCAUCUUCUGGUGGGUUUGGUGUUGUCUAUACCCUCACUGUAUCAGGAGGAAGCUGUAGACUUACAGCCGUCUGCUGUCAGCUCUGCCUACAACCAUCUGCACAUCCUACAUCUGGUCACCAUGGCUCACGUGCUGCAGAUCCUCCUCUCCUCUGCAGAUUUCCCUGCUGUAGCGGGUGGAGAAGACACAGAGGAGGCCAGAGUGGCAGGAGAGCUGUACUCUACAGUGUCACAACACACUGGAAGGCUGAUUCCAGAUGUGUCCGGCAGCUCUGUGGCUGAAAGAGUGAGGAGAGGAAUAGAACCUUUCCUGCGCUGUGCUGCUCUCUUUUUCAAUUGCCUUACAGGAGUACAUCCUCCUGAGGAUCUUUUUAGUUCUUCUGUUACAUCUCAAGGACAGGUGGAGGCACUAUGCAGUUAUUUGGCACUACCCUCCAACGUGUUCCAGCUCUUCCAGGAGCACAGAGACACUGUUACUCCACUCCUGCACACGUGGUGUGGGAGCCCAGCUAUAACCAAAGCCCUGAAAGGCAAAAUCCAGACAGUCAGAUAUCCUAGAAGAAGGAAUCGAUUAAUUGAGCUUCCUGAGGAUUACAGUGCUCUCCUCAAUCAAGCCAGCCAUUUUCAAUGUCCCAAGUCUACAGAUGACGAGAGGAAGCACCCGACCCUGUGCCUGUUCUGUGGGGCCAUGCUCUGCUCUCAGAGCUCCUGCUGUCUCAGUAAGCUGGACGGGGAAGACGUGGGAGCUUGCACCGCCCACGCUGCUACCUGUGGCGCAGGAGUGGGCAUGUUCCUCAGGAUAAGAGAGUGUGAAAUCGUACUGAUGGCCAGUAAAACCCGAGGAAGCACAUAUCCUGCUCCUUAUCUGGAUGAUUAUGGAGAGACUGAUCCUCACCUUGUGCGGGGCAAUCCAUUGCACCUUUGUCCAGAGCGUUACAGGAAGCUGAACCAGCUGUGGCAGCAGCACUGCAUCCUGGAGGAAAUCGCCCGCAGCCUGGAGGUGGUCAACGUUAUGUUUGCAUUCGAGUGGCAGAUGUUGUGAUGAUUGGUCCAGCUGCGGCGGCCGGGAAAUAAAGAGCACAGCCAUAGAGCACAGUCUGCUCCAGUGCUCCCUAGGCUUACACACACACACACAUACACACAUACAUACACACCCAAACAACUAACCCUCCUACAAUCAAAGGAGGCCUGAGUGGCCAACCCCUCCCUGAUGAAACCCCUGCUGGAGUCCAGAGAGAUGGGACGGUCAGAUGAGGAAGAGGAGGAUGAAGGAUAAUGGAUGGUGAUGGAUAAUGAGCAAAACCGAAGUCGCCUUGUUUUAAUUUGAUUGUCUGCUCUGAGAAUGAGUUUCUCCUAGAGUAAUGUUAUUUGCAAAGAGGCUCAUUCAAAUAAAGACAAACAUCAGAUACACACUAACAUGUUUCUGUUAUCAGUUUAUGGAUUUGAUUUCUGUCCUCAGUAAUGCUGUGAAUCUUAUGAAUUCUCUUUUUGUGUUAGAAAUUCUUAUUUGUCAUAAGUUAUAAUUGUUGAUUUCUGCUGUUGUGGAGGGUACAUUCAUUUGGAAGUUUUUUGGGAUGGCCAGAGACCAUUUUUUGCUUUUUCCCCAUUAAUUAUAUAGAUGGUCCAAAUUACAGGGCCAUAUCUUACUAUCACCUUUCCUCAUAUAUGUAUGUAUAUAUAUAUAUAUACACACACAUAUAUAAUGGAUAAAACAUUUAUAGAAUAUACAUUAUUUUCAAAGUUGUAUUGAAACAAAUCCAGUAUUCUGAGAGCAGUAUACUGUACCCUGCUUCCAUGAUUUCCUAAUCUAGAUGCAGUUAAUGAUAAGUAGCCAUUUUGGCACAUUUAAAGUAUUUCUUUUGUUUUUGGUUGAAUAUUUCAGCCUUUUUUCCCCCUCACUGAGCACCAGAACCAAUGAGUGAAUUAUAUGAAUUUAUACCACAAAUAAUACUGUGAGAUGCCCUUUUACAAAAAAAACUCUAAACAUAUUAGGUCAAACAUAUCCGGUGUUUACUGCAUGUUUGUAGUGAGUAAAACCUUUUGAGGGGACCACUGUCCAACAGAUUAUUAAUCACAUUUCACCAUUUGGUGUUUACUCACUAAACUCACUCUUAAAUUGAAUUUAAGAAAAAAAACUAUGUCAAUAUUAUAUUUAAGAAAGAAAUGUAAAUUUUAUUGACAAAAUCUAAGGUAAUAUGUUAUCUUUUUUCAGUUACUCCAUUCAUUAUUGCUCAGCCUUUUCAGGAAAUUAUGUGUGAAUAUAUCAUUUCUUCCUUUUUGUGUUGUUUGACAGUACUACAUGACUUCCAGGCUGUGGAAAUAAAGACACUAGCCUAUCUGCAGACAAA